Molecule: messenger RNA, 441 nt
Organism: Physella acuta
Lineage: Eukaryota; Metazoa; Mollusca; Gastropoda; Physidae
Source: RefSeq, a predicted model, not a curated record
AUGCCAGCAAGGUCACUCUACGGCUAUACAAUGCCAGCAAGGUCACUCUACGGCUAUACAAUGCCAUCAAGGUCACUCUACGGCUAUACAAUGCCAGAAAGGUCACUCUACGGCUAUACAAUGCCAGCAAGGUCACUCUACGGCUAUACAAUGCCAGCAAGGUCACUCUACGGCUAUACAAUGCCAGCAAGGUCACUCUACGGCUAUACAAUGCCAGCAAGGUCACUCUACGGCUAUACAAUGCCAGCAAGGUCACUCUACGGCUAUACAAUGCCAGCAAGGUCACUCUACGGCUAUACAAUGCCAGCAAGGUCACUCUACGGCUAUACAAUGCUAGCAAGGUCACUCUACGGCUAUGCAAUGCCGCAUCAACAGACCAUCGAACUCUUGGGCAACCCCGCAAUUGUUGGACAAAGAAUAUGCCACCUAUUAAUAUUUUGA